Messenger RNA from Vespa mandarinia (Asian giant hornet), 860 nucleotides. RefSeq names its product ubiquitin conjugating enzyme 7 (gene Ubc7). NCBI's taxonomy places the organism in Eukaryota, Metazoa, Arthropoda, Insecta, Hymenoptera, Vespidae. The record is from RefSeq and is a predicted model, not a curated record.
AAUAGCAGUAAUAUAAUCAAUUUGUCUCUGAGUUAAUUCUACUAUCAAAUAUAAAGUAUCAACUACAUGCUUUUAGUUCGUGUCAAUCGUAUAUAAUACUCCGGUAAGUCAGUUCGAUGAUACGAGUGUCAUUUGUAUAAUCAAAACAAUGGCUGGAUCUGCGUUAAGACGAUUAAUGGCCGAAUAUAAGCAAUUAACCUUAAAUCCACCAGAAGGUAUAAUUGCUGGACCAUUAAGCGAAGAAAAUUUUUUUGAAUGGGAAGCAUUAAUUACAAUAUUAAAUAUAUUCGUAGAGGACCAGAAGGGACAUGUUUUGAAGGUGGAGUAUUUCCAGCGAAAUUGAUAUUUCCAUCCGAUUAUCCACUUAGUCCACCAAAAAUGCAGUUUACUUGUGAAAUAUUUCAUCCAAAUAUUUAUGCAGAUGGAAGAGUAUGUAUAAGUAUUUUACAUGCUCCUGGCGAUGAUCCUAUGGGAUAUGAGAGUAGCGCAGAAAGAUGGAGUCCAGUACAAAGUGUAGAAAAAAUAUUGUUAAGCGUAGUGAGUAUGCUAGCUGAACCCAACGAUGAAAGUGGAGCAAACGUUGAUGCUGCAAAAAUGUGGAGAGAAGAUAGAUCUGAAUUCGAGAGAAUUGCACAGAAACUCGUUAGAAAAACUCUUGGAAUUCCAUCUUAAUAAAUUAUUUAUCUUGUUAAUUUAAUUUUAUUUAGAAGUAAUACUGAAGAAAAGUGGCUUAUCUUUCUCUACUAUUUUCUGUUUGAAUCCAUAUAAUAAUAUUUAUUUUAAAUAAAUAUGAAGCAGACCAUUGUCUACUUUUGUCUAUUAUUUAUGUAUAUAAUGAUAUAUAAAUCACUUUAAAAAAA